This is a messenger RNA of Truncatella angustata, 2114 nucleotides long. RefSeq names its product putative sulfatase. The transcript has a single exon. Lineage: Eukaryota; Fungi; Ascomycota; Sordariomycetes; Amphisphaeriales; Sporocadaceae. Bases 284 to 1846 code for a protein of 520 amino acids. The record is from RefSeq and is a predicted model, not a curated record. Gene Ontology annotation, molecular function: iduronate-2-sulfatase activity.
ACCGUGCAUGGAGUAAGCUACGGGUCGGUGCGGGGGGCGAGAUCCGGAAGUUCCUCAUCUAGACCACACCGAACCGGUGGCCGAGCCGGACCUGCCCUCACAUAUCAAGCCUCGUGCCUGUGUAGAGUCUAGUCAUCUAUGGCGUGAUAUCGAUAGAAACAAUGCCGGGUGAUUAAAUGCGUUCGUAUCUCUACUAAUUAGAUCUCUCCACCCCAUUGGAUCAUCUCGAGGUCUUCGUUGACCAAACCUUCUAUCCGGAGCCAAAUCUCACGUAUUAGUCAAAAUGCCUGAGCCAUACAAACAAGCGCCAAAGCCUCAGCCGCUUCAAGUCAAAUCCAAGAACGGAGGCAGCCGUCCUAACUAUAUAAUCUUCAUGCCAGACCAGCUGCGGUACGACUCGCUCAGCUGCACCACAGACGGCAAAUCCUGCAUCAAGACGCCCAACAUCGACGCAUUCCGGCGCCGAGGAACGCUGUUCACCAACUGUUUCACGCAGGCAUCCGUGUGUUCGCAGUCGCGAUGCAGCAUGUUCACAGGCACGUACCCGCACGUGAGCGGGCACCGCAGCCUGGAGAAUCUGAUCAAGCCGUGGGAGCCCAACCUGUUCCGCAGUCUGAAGGAGAACGGGUACCACGUCGCGUGUCUGGCACCGCGGGGCGACACCUUUGCGCCCACCGUCACGGAGCUUAGCGUGGACGAGUACGGGUUCCUUGAGACGCCGGAGUUCGUGCCCAAGUUCAUGGGCGGCCAGAAGGCUGAGGACAGGGAUGAUGUAUGGGGAAGGCUGUUCUACAAGGGGCUUCGAAAUGCUAGCGAGGCCAUGGAUUACGAUGACGCGGUGGUGCGCUCGGCACUGACGUGGUUGAAGUGCCCACCGCAAGACAAGCCUUGGGUGUUGUUCAUGCCACUGCUUUUCCCGCAUUGUCCGUUUCAAGUGGAAGAACCGUAUUUUUCCAUGUACGAUCGCGCCGGUGUAUCCAACCCGUCACAUCCAAGGGAGAAGACAGGUUACGAGCCGCGUUACAUGAGUGUUAUGCGUGAGCGGUACGGUACAGGGCGGGCAACGGAUGAGAUUUGGAGAGAGGUCAAAGCUACAUACUACGGCAUGAUCUCGCGGUUGGACGACCAAUUUGGACGAAUCAUACAACUCGUCGAUGAGCUUGACUUGUGGAAGGAUACGGUCACAAUGUUCUUCACGGACCACGGCGAGUACCUUGGCGACCAUGGUCUCAUCGAGAAGUGGCCAUCCGGGCUCUCAGAAACCCUAGUUCAUGAGCCACUCAUUGUAGGCGGGGCUGGACUCGAUGAGAACCAGACCAUCACUGCUAUGACUGAGAUGGUAGACUUGAUCCCGACAAUGUUCGAGAUUUCAGGCAUUGGCGAGCACUUCCCCCACAACGGUCUUUCUUGGGUGCCGUUACUACUUGGUAAUAGUAAAGAGCAUAAGCAAUACGCUUUUUCUGAAGGUGGAUUCCUAACCUCGGAGGAGCCUUUAUUAGAGCAAGCACCGUAUCCGUACGACAUCAAGGCAGGUCUGCAGCACGAGGACACAACUCUUGUAGGAAAGGCGAUUUCCAUCCGAGACGAGCACUGGACAUUUGUGUACCGCCUCUAUGAGCCGCCGGAACUCUACCAAAGACGCCAAGACCCAGAAGAGAUUCACAAUCUUGCAGAGGAAGCCCGGUACUCAGAAAUCGUUGAUAGGCUGCAGAAAGCUGUUUUGCAAUGGCUUGUAGAAGGUAGCGACUUCCUACCCUGGCAAAGAGAUGACCGAUUCCCUCAUGUCAGCCUCAAAAGUCCUAGAGAGCAGAUGGAGGAACGAUUAAAAGAGAUUGGACCGCACUGAGGAGGGCUCGUAGUCUUGUCAGAGUGUGUUGUGUUUGAUUGACUGCUCCUAGCCGAGUUCGGAAAUGACGAUUGCCUCGUGUGAAGGGAUCAUCGGUUGGGAUUUCCCUGUAACAUACAAGUAGCGGAUAUGAGCUCCUUGAAUCAUUAGUCAUGCACACCUUGCGCGGCUAAGGCAAAGCCGCGCAAUGAUUUCUCGCGCUUCACAGUGCAAUAAAAGCCAACGAACUCUAGAUCCGGGGCGGAGCUUUUGGUGGCAACCAUCUGAG